AUGCUGAUCACGCAUCAGACCGCCGACCUGCGCGACUAUGUCAGAUCCGGUGAAUGGAAUGUGAUCAGUACCCGGCUGAUACGUCAUGUGCGCUCGUAUCCUCUGGACAACUUCAACUACACCGACAUCACACUCUACGUCUGCAUGAACCGACGCGUCGUAUACUACAUCAUCAACAUUAUUCUGCCCUGCAUUUGGUUGAACAUUUUGAGUACCCUACAGUUCUUUCUGCCACCCGAAGCCGGUGAAAAGGUAAGCUAA
Protopolystoma xenopodis is the source of this 261-nucleotide messenger RNA. Lineage: Eukaryota; Metazoa; Platyhelminthes; Monogenea; Polystomatidea; Polystomatidae. The record is from the annotation of a GenBank genome assembly.